UGUGAAAUCAAAAUUUCCUCCCCAAAUCCCAAACUCUCCGAAGAUUUUAAUUCCAGAGAGGUCACGUGCUAUCACAUCCGAUUCAUCAAACAAGAAUCAAAGACAGUAAGAACGAAAGUCACGUGCCUAAAAAUGGCGGCCUCUUCGCCCGCCGUGACGAAAAGCAUCAGCGAAACAACCACCACCGCUAUCAAGUCGACAACGACGACGGCUACAGCUGCUGCUGCUGGGGUAACAGCGACGCCUCUUCCUCCUCCACCGUUUCAGCGUAUGGAUACUCCGCCUAAGACACAGCGAGGGCUUAAUAAACCCAAAUGUAUUCAGUGUGGCAAUGUUGCUCGCUCCAGGUGUCCGUAUCGCUCGUGCAAGAGUUGUUGCUCGAAAGCCCAAAAUCCAUGCCAUAUUCAUGUUUUAAAAUCAAAUUCAGCUUUUCCAGAGAAGACACCGUCUUCAAGCACUCCGUCAUCAGACCAGAAGUCAACUCAGGCUUCUUCUCAAGCGACUCCCUUAAGGAUUCCCUCGUUUCGGCAACUUUCCAAUGCUUUUGCACAGUUUGACAAUCUGCAGGUCCGCACAAAGAAACACCUGACCAGAAAGGAUGCUGUUGCCUUAAAUGAAUGGAGGUUUUCCAAGUUGAAGGAAUUCAAGGACAGAAAUAUUGAAAUUGAAAACGAUGCUUUUGACCGGUACAUGCAGAAUAUUAGUUUACUUGAGGAAGUCUUUUCUACAAAACCUGUGCAAGACGGGUCCGAUGAGGAUGAAGAGUCUAAGCCUAGCUCCACUUCACAGGAAGACGAGGCCUUGGCAAUGACUUCAGGUCUGAAGUUGGCGCUAAGAUCGAAUCCUGUGAGAUCUGAUAACACCAGAAAGAGGAUACUGCAAAUUGUUGAUCAGGGAAUAAAAAAGCUUCAGAAAAGUGAACCUAACAAUGGAGCUACUGAUCCAGAUGAUCAAAAUAAACUCGAUAAUAGGUUGAAGAAGGCAAAACCCUUGUGGGUCGAGAGAUCUUCAAUGUUAAGUGAUAUCAUGGACAAGUUGAACAAAGCUCGAAAUGAAGAGGAUAUAAAAUCUUGUCUAGAGAUGAAAGCACAACUUUACAAUCAAAUCACAAUGUCUACUCCAACAGAAAUUAAAGAUUCCGACACGUUGAACGAGCAGGACAUAAAGAACAACAGAACUCCUGGAAAAGUAGCAAAUUAUCCAAUGCCGAAAUUGUUCGCAUCAAUGGAAAUUGAUCAAGAAACUCUCAACAAAGUUGAUGCACAUUUCUCUUCCCUGGAGCAGAUUGAAGACUUAUGACUGUAAGCAGUAUAUUAUUCUCACAACCACAGAUUACUAGUCUUAGGUUAACCUGUUAAGUUAUGCGAUGGUUUGAAUUUUCCACCCCUUUUAGACUUAGUAACAGUGGCUUAAAUUUAGCCGAGUUAGUUGAUGCAGUCAUUUUAGAAGGUAACCUUUAGCAGGUCUGGAGUUCUAAUUUCAACAUCUACAACCCUUUUCUUUAUUUUUGAACUGCAGGCUGCGAUUUCUUUUGUAUAAAAAUGCAGUGAUGAUUUGAAUUUUCUGCCCUGUUUUAGGCUUAGUGAUAGUGUAAACUAGCUCGGUCGAUUCAUGUACCGGUCUAGAGUUUGAAGUUGCAGGCUGAAAUUUCUACCCGAAUUUAAUAGGUUUUGAGUUUGAAUUUCGAUUUCUAUAAUAUUUUUUAGACUGCGGAUUGUGAUUCUUAUGUAUAAAAAGAAACAGUGGCUUAAAUUUAUUGUUGUAAUUUAGGCUCUCUUCUCAUUUGUGCUUAGUGGAGAAGUUAGUGUUGUUAUACUGCAACUACUUUAGUGUAAUCAAUUUAAAUGUAAGAUAUAAUUUUAUUUACUUUCA
This is a messenger RNA of Gossypium raimondii (Peruvian cotton), 1872 nucleotides long. RefSeq lists its product as hypothetical. NCBI's taxonomy places the organism in Eukaryota, Viridiplantae, Streptophyta, Magnoliopsida, Malvales, Malvaceae. Bases 133 to 1299 code for a protein of 388 amino acids. The record is from RefSeq and is a predicted model, not a curated record. The transcript is spliced from 5 exons.